Molecule: messenger RNA, 2673 nt
Organism: Penicillium arizonense
Lineage: Eukaryota; Fungi; Ascomycota; Eurotiomycetes; Eurotiales; Aspergillaceae
Product: GTPase-activating protein RGD2
Exons: 3
Coding region: 1-2673 (890 amino acids)
Biological process (GO): small GTPase-mediated signal transduction; cytoskeleton organization
Cellular component (GO): plasma membrane; cell division site; cytoplasm
Molecular function (GO): GTPase activator activity
Source: RefSeq, a predicted model, not a curated record
AUGCCUGGUUUCCGAGACUCGUUCUGGACGCCCGACUAUGCGUCGGGACUGGGCGUUCUGUAUGGGAAGUUGCAGCAAGGCGUGGUGGAGAACAGGCAAAUCUUGACCAUUGCGUCGAUGCGUGCAGAUGCAGAGGAACAGUACGGUCUCCGCAUGGGAGACAUUGCCCCGAGCGUGGACAGGAUGACAGCCGCAGGAUUCGGCAAGGACGACGGUGCAAGUGUCAGAAAGGCAUACGAAGGAAUCCGAACCGAGAUGGUCGAGGCCUCGAGAAAUCACCAGAAGAUCGCCAAUAAUAUCCGCGAAUUGGUCGUUGCGCCAUUCCGACGCUGGGGCGAGCAGCAUGAUCUACGUGUUCAGUAUUCGCAUGAUCUCCUCCAGUCGCGCAUCAAGGAACACACGAAACAGGCGGAUUUGGUGCGGAAACUGCGCAGUACUUAUUUCAAUAAGUGUCGUGUUGUUGAGGACCUGGAGGAAGAGAAUAAGCUUGCCUUCCAGGAUCCUGAAACGAGUCCUAAGGUCCAGCCUCCCCCCAAGAUUGUUUUGCCUGCUGAAGAGGAGCCUGAUGAGGAUCCUAUUGAGUUGGGCGAGCGCAUUUUCUCGCCGGACCAGAUCAAGCAGUUGCUCUCUCAUAUGCUUCACAACAUCAAGCUUGGCGAGGCCAAGGUUCCCAUUAUCGGAACGUAUCUGAAUGUUUCUACCGGUGCGGACAUUGCGCAAUACAUCCAGACCUAUAUGGAGGCCGAUAACCUCGCCCAAGUGGAGCGGAUUGGUCAGGAUAUGGUGGACAAUGGUCUUCUUCGGUUGGUUGGAAACAUGGGCAACGUCUUUGCCAACAGCUCCAAGAUGAACUACCAAUGGCGUCCUAAGGUCUUCCAGCUUACUGGUAUUCCCGAGAAGAAGAAGCCUCUCAUGCGUGUUACUUCCAUGGCAUCCAGCGAAGACGGCAGCAGCACCGACUCGCCCAUUGCAUCUGUCUCUGAGAUGCUUUCUGGGUGGAACCCCCUCAACAACCCCUACCCGAACGAGACACCUUCAGAGAAGCUCCGCAGAGAAGCCCUCGAAGCCGAUGAGCGGUAUAAGGUUGCCGUGCGCAAGCUUGACCAGAUCCGCUGCCGCCUUGAGGAAGAGAUCAUUGACCAACUCAAGUAUAUGGAGCAGUGCGAACUGGAUCGUCUCAAGGCUAUCAAGGCCGUUGUGCUCGAUUUCUCUGGCGCUAUCAGCAAUGUCAUUCCUAACCUGCAGAGCACGGUUGAUCAUAUGAUGCUGUACCAGGAGACUAUUCAGCCUCUUGGUGACUUGAGAUAUCUGCUGGAGAACUACCGUACUGGUGGAUUUGUGCCUAAGAUUCAGGCAUACGAGAACUAUUACGGUUCCGUUGAAGAACAGAACUUUGGUGUUGAUCUUGAGGCCAGAGCCCGCGUCGAUCGCAAGCGUGUGCCUAUUCUCGUCACCACCAUUUUGACCUACCUCGAUAACCGCUACCCCGAACUAGAAGGCGACGAGGCAAGGCGAAUGAUCUGGCUGACUGAUGUUGGCCUGGACAAGACCCACAAGCUUCGUGCUAUAUUGAACAACAGCAAGGCCGACUACAAAGAGAUCCUGCCACAAUUCCAAAUUCCCGUCAUUGCCAGCGUUCUGAGAUUAUACCUGCUUGAACUGCCAGACUCCCUGGUUUCCUCCCAAGUUUACGAAAUUGUGAAAACGAUCUACUCCACCACCGCUAACGAGACCACGGAAGACGGACGAAUCAAGGUUCUGCAGAGCACCCUUGGACAACUCCGUCUCGUCAACAUCGCUACGCUUGAUGCCAUUAUGACUCAUUUCACGCGCCUGAUUGAUUUGACCUCUGCCGACGAAGAAUACGUCACUUUGUUGGCUCAGACUUUUGCUUCUUGCAUUCUUCGCCCUCGCGUAGAGAAUGCCCUGACCAUGAACGAGCGCCACAGCUAUCGUCUUAUCCGCGACCUGUUCGCCCACAAGGAUGCCAUCUUUGGCGAACUGAAACGCCAGUCGAGUGCCCUCGGACUCAGCAGCUCCGGCUCGAACCGCCCCCGCGCCAUCAGCACAGAUGAGAGCAACCGUCGUGCAGCAAUGGAGGCCCGCCAGCGUGCCAUUGUCAACCGCAGCCGAGCCACCAGCCCCGCCACCCGCCAAAGACACCGACGUGACCGCUCCAGCGGAGCAUCAGAGACUGGCCGGUUCCCAAUCAACGUCAACAGCCCCUCAGACCGCAGAGCCACUCGCGGCCCUAGUCUGGACGUGCCAACAAACAGCGGAUCCCCCACUGCCUCUGAGAACGCACCCACAGUGAACACCCAAAUGACGGAAGCAGUCACCAACGGCGCCUCAGCCGAAUCCCCAGACUCAAUCGCCGCCAGCACAAGUGGCUACUCCGACUCGCCAAGUCCCCCUCCUAUUCCCGAAACUGCCUCCGACGGCUCCCCAACUCCAACCCCGACCCCAUCCGCUCAAUCCACAGAGUUCGAUAAGCGUAACUCUAUCCCCCGCUCUGCUGGUGGUCGCUACACCCGCAAGCCGGGUCUCGGUAGCUUAUCCAACUUCCCUACUGGCUCGGCCGUCGGCGCUAGCGGAACGAAUAGCAACCGCAGCAGUAUCGCCGAGAGUGAGCCUAACAGGGUCACUCUAGAGGAUAAGCCUAUGGAUGACUAA